CAGUUGACAGUCAAGCAAAAUAAUUCAGCAGUGUUAUGUUAUGUUGAAUUUAUUUUAAAAUUUAAUUUAUUACACCGUGUUUGGUUAUUAAACUAAACCAAAACUUUUUGUAGCCUACUCCAAAUAAUGUCAUAACCCUUCUGCUUUAAUAAUGGCGCUAUGUUUGAAACAAGGCAAGGUUUUCCGUAACUUAUACAUAACCUCUCGCUGGUUUAGCAACAAAAAUGAGGAAAAAUCGGUCUAUCAGAGAGACGAAGAAGGGCCGCAAGAGCGCAGCAUCUAUGGGAAACCGUAUCCAGAAUGGCGGAAACCUUGGUUGCAGAGAAAGGGAGAGGUCCUCCCUAAAUUAUCUGUCUUCACUGAGAAGAAUCCCAGUCCAGAUAUUCUUAAUGCCAUGCAAAAUUUGCCUUACAUGACCAUGGAAAAAGUUAAAGAUUGGUGGGCAGAAAUGAAAGACUUACAGGAAGUAGAAAACCAAAAGUACUCAUCAGAAAGAAAUGAAAUCCUCGGGUCAAACUUGGCUGCAGCUCACUUCUUCACAUUCAGAGGGGCAGGGAUAAGAUUUAAGGGUCAGAAGGCAUGGCUGUCAGGGCCUGAGGAAGAAAUGAAACUGCCAGAAAAGUUUAAAGAUGGCUACUUUGUUGAAGCCAUAGACUGCUCCCAAUUCAUCAAAUCUGGAAUCAGAUACGAAGGGUUGGCCAAUAUAGCUGAUUUAAGUUUUCUGAAAUGGCUUUCUUUGAAGAAUAAUGUUUAUAUAGAUGUAUGGUGUUUGGAUAGAGUAGCUGGGCUUGCUAAGUCGUUGGAGUUCCUGGACAUCAGCGGGUGCAGGCUGUGUGUGGGCGGGGUGCAUGCGCUCGCUCGCAUGCCAGAGCUGAAGAUGCUGGUGGUCACCGACCCCGGGGAGAACAUUGCGGUUCAAGCUGCACUCUCUAUUCUCGAGCAGGAGAAGCCAGAUUUAGUUAUAAAUGCUAUUGAACCUGAACCACUUUUAGCUAAGUAAUGUAUUUAAUAGUAUGUAUGUUUAAAAUGUUAUGAAAUAUAGUUGUGAUUUAUUACUACACAUUCUUUUGUUUGAAAUCCACAAGUUUGCAACUUUGUAUAGGAUAUUAGAAUAUAUUUUUGUUUGACUACUCUACAGUUAGGCCAUCAUUGCCCUUACAAACAAGUCUCAAAACUAAUGCGCUGUUUCCGUUUUUUAAAAAGAAGGAAUUUUGGCCAGGCAAAGUACAAAAUGCAAAUAAACAAUGACUGUAAGAACUCUUAAUUAAUCAAAAUGAAAUAAUUAUUUGCUUUACGAUUUAUCAGAAAUCUAAGUUUUUCUAUCAUCCGAUAGUCUGGUAGUGGCGAUGAAUAAAAAGGUAUAAAUAUUACAAAAAACACAUCCAAUAUUUUCGAAUUUUUAUUUUCAUAGUUUAACAUAAGUUCGUACAAUGAUCCAAUACGUUAGAAACUCAUCCGCAAAACCCGGUUCAGAAUAUGGCUAGUUGAUAACAGUAUCCUGGAUUGUCAGGCCCCUCGAGUAACUGGGAUAUUACUUUGAAUAUAAUAAGAAUUACUAUUAUAAUGUAAGUACCUAAGUCUGUAAACAUUAUUGCCUUAUUCAUAAGGGUAGCAUUUUCCUUGGAGUUGUGAAAGGGUGAUCUAUACUACCCGGGGGCCAUUCCUAAGCUGAAUGUCUAAUUAAGAUGCCAUUUGGUCCAUAAAUCGGAUUCACAAACGUUUAUAAAAAUCUCAAUCGAUAAUUGAAUGUGAUUACUGUCAUUUCCUUGCAUGAUUUGUCUAAUAAAUAGUAAAUUGGACUCUACUAAAUAAACAUUCUAAAGAUGAUAUUUACACUUCCACUGUUUGACUAAACAAUUAGACUAAUGCCUUAGAAUACAAGAAAUAAAUAACGAAUAUGAAAUGCCUUCAUUUAAAAUGACCUUUGAAUUAUAUAUUUCUUAUUUAAAACGUUUAAAAUGUUAUAUGCAACACAGUUUUAUUCAGUCUAGUAAUAGAACUCUCUUUUGCUUGAUUUUCUUGAUGGUCAAAACUAUUUUCCAUUUC
Messenger RNA from Plutella xylostella (diamondback moth), 2046 nucleotides. Its product is annotated as distal membrane arm assembly component 2. The record is from RefSeq and is a predicted model, not a curated record. Lineage: Eukaryota; Metazoa; Arthropoda; Insecta; Lepidoptera; Plutellidae.